Messenger RNA from Haemonchus placei, 1221 nucleotides. The record is from the annotation of a GenBank genome assembly. Lineage: Eukaryota; Metazoa; Nematoda; Chromadorea; Rhabditida; Trichostrongylidae.
AUGGAAGCUAUGGAGGUGGAUGUCGUGCUGCCUUCACUAUCGUCAUCGAAGCUCUUUGGAUUGAGCGAAGCUGCCGGAUUUGACGAUAUCUCGGCGGUCGUGAAUACUGAUAUUUCGAAGGGUUUUGGGCAGUUCGUGUCUUUACUUUGCGAAGAGCUGAAAGCUCUCUAUAAAAUGGAGGAAGCCGUUCCUCGUCUUGGUGAAAAUGGCGACAAUCUUGAUUUUCUUCUUGAGCUGAGCUCCUUUAUCGCUGAAUUAGAAUGUCCUCACGAGGAGCUAACAUGCGGCUCACUCGAAGAAAGGCUGAGUACAGUUGAGAAGAGAGCUCUGCUUGUGAAUUUCCUUCUGAACGAACUAAAAGCUGCACGACUGUACGCCUGCAAUGAACUAGCGCAGCCUGUCUUGGAACAACAAGGAGAUAAGGAACUUACACCCUACCUGACCUCCGCUCUUAAAGCGGCUGGUGUUCCUAAGCCGAAAGACAAGUUUGAACCUAUCGACAUAAUCGAUAUGCUACAUAAAGGGCUCGUAGAAGAAGUAGCACAGAAUUGUCGUUCACGAUCACUCCUGAUUCUGAAGCGUAUCGAUGUAACAGUGAACUCAUUUUUGUGGUGUAAUAGAAUAAAGCCUAAAGAGGCCGAAAUUAGAGAGCUCUUUGCAAAGAGGCGUGAAGAAAUGUCGCACUUCACACCUCCGACAGUUGCAGAUUUACUCGCUGCUAGCCAAGAUUUGCUAAGGAUCGAACAAGCAAGUAGUGCAAGACUGAGAAAGAAUACACGUUCUAAAAUACAUCCAUUGGCAUUGGCUGCACGGCCAACCGAUCGAGGAGGACGUACGAAUGAAAUGAUUGGCGAAAUCGCUAAAGAGCAAGCUUCCGCUCAGCGAGGACGAGGUAGAGGUGGAGGUCCUGGAGGGUACCAAGCGCAGCCAUCUCAUCAGCAAUAUCAACAGAGUCACCAGCAAUCCUACCAACAGAAUUAUCAACAACCUUACCAACAAAAUUAUCAACAACCUAAUUACCAGCAACCGUAUCAGCAGUCCUACCAGCAGCCUUAUCAGCAACAGUACGUCUCGCGUGAACAAAUGAUUCAACGAGAGUAUCGGGGCUCUUACCAGGAUGGACCAAGAGGUGGAGGGAGAGGAGGACCUCCACGCGGUGGCCGUGGUGGGGGACGCGGAUACGAUCGAGGAGGAUACUAUGGUCACGACAAUAGAUACUGA